Messenger RNA from Pygocentrus nattereri (red-bellied piranha), 3255 nucleotides. It is a transcript of the gene grinaa, whose product is annotated as glutamate receptor, ionotropic, N-methyl D-aspartate-associated protein 1a (glutamate binding). Gene Ontology annotation, cellular component: Golgi apparatus; membrane; endoplasmic reticulum. The record is from RefSeq and is a predicted model, not a curated record. The transcript has 7 exons. Lineage: Eukaryota; Metazoa; Chordata; Actinopteri; Characiformes; Serrasalmidae. Bases 169 to 1227 code for a protein of 352 amino acids. Gene Ontology annotation, biological process: negative regulation of apoptotic signaling pathway.
GACGUCAGAUGCUGUUGCGUCGAGACCGUUAGCGGUGGGGGGGGCGCCAUCAGAUCCAGAGCAAACGGGCGAACCUGUCAAAUCCACCGACAGAGACCUCAAUACCACCGUCUGACUGAAAUCUCCGCUUAUAAACGUCCCUGUUCAGAAGGGUCGUUCUGAGGAAAGAUGUCCCAGGACAAGACCGGCUACCCUAUAAUGGGUGAGAACAAGCCCCAUAAUGUCUAUGGACCACCCCAGUCUGAUGCCUUUGGGAUGCCUCCUCCUAACUACACCCAGGCCCCAGGUGGGCCCCCAUAUGCAGCACCAGGACCAUAUGGCCAGCCUGGUUAUCCCCAGGGAGCACCUGGAUUUGCCCCUGGGCCCUUUCCGCAGAUGCCCUACCCACAAAUGCCAUACCCUCAAGCCCCAUACCCCCAGGGGCCAUACACACAAGGCCCCUAUCAGCAAGGCCCUGGGCAGCCUGGUUUUGGUAUGGAUCCAAAUGCUUCCAUGAGCCCGGGGUAUCACGGUGGAGAUGUGCCGCCUUCUUAUUAUGACAACGAGGAGUUUGCCAAUUCUGAAUGGGAGGAUAAGACUAUCCGGCAAGCCUUCAUCAGAAAGGUGUUCAUGGUCUUAACUGUACAGCUGAUGGUAACAUUCUCCUUCGUUGCUCUUUUCACCUUUUCAACGGACGUCAAACUGUUUGUGCGACAAAACCGGUGGCCAUACUAUGUGUCCUAUGCAGUCUUCUUUGUGUCUCUUAUUGUGCUUAGCUGCUGUGGAGACUUCCGUCGCAAGCACCCCUGGAAUCUGGUGGCACUGUCCAUUCUAACACUUAGUCUGUCCUACAUGGUGGGGAUGAUUGCCAGCUUCUAUGACACGGAUACCGUCAUCAUGGCUGUGGGCAUCACUGCAGUGGUGUGCUUCACUGUGGUGCUCUUCUCCCUGCAGAGCAAAUAUGACUUCACUUCAUGCCGAGGUGUCCUCUUUGUCUGCUUAAUCGUGCUCCUCCUCUUCUCCAUCCUUUGCAUCUUCAUACGCCACAAGAUCCUGCACAUCGUCUACGCCUCCCUGGGGGCUCUGCUCUUCACCUGCUUCUUGGCCGUGGACACUCAGCUUCUGCUAGGCAACAAGAAGCUGGCCCUCAGCCCAGAGGAGUACAUCUUCGCUGCUCUGAACCUCUACACUGACAUCAUCAACAUCUUCACGUAUAUCCUGGCUAUUGUGGGCCGCUCCCGGGAGUGAGCGUUCCCCAUGGAUAAGAGAACAGGAAGUGCAUCCAACCACACAGAAUAAAACCGUUGCACUCUAUCAUCUUGUCUUAUAAUCCUUGUAGUUCCCCCUCUUCAAAACUCCUCCUUUCUCAACAUUUCCUCUCCUUAGCAAAUGUACAGAGUUGUUAGAAAUUUCAUUAUACACAUCCAGCAGGCCUUGCGUGGAUCGCAACAAGGAAGGGCAUAUAUAAUUUUAUUUUACUCAUUUAUUGGAAAAAAACAUUUCAGGUCUUUUGAAUUGCGCGUUGUGUCUUCUUGCAGAGCUCCUCGCAUAUUGAAACAGCUUUUGUGCAUUUGGGAUUGGUAGAGUGUAGUGUGACUCACCAGCUGCAUCCAAACAGCAUGAGCAGAAACCAAUUUUUUUUUAUCCUGAUAUCUGUGAGUUUGGCACUCUGCCUGGUAAUGUUAAUACUACAGUAACAGAGAGAGAGAGCGAGAAAGGCCAGGAAGUUAAUGGAGAGGACAGUGAUAUGGCGAUUACGGAGGCAAAGCUUCAGAGUGGGAUGAUACUUCAGUCCUCAUCUCUGUCCCUAUUCAUCCUCACCAGUCUAUGUACCGGUGAUCUGCAUGGUAAACUAACACGGCGAAGAAUGAAACUAAAUGAAAAAUACAAUCAUAGAUACCUCUCCAAAUGCCUGCUUACUUUGUAGCUGCAAAUAGUCGUGAGAAGCUCAGCCCCUCCCCUCAGCUCAAGGCAUGUCUGUAUGAAUGGCUGCAGUGCUCCACAGUGAAAACACCUCUUUAGGAAGCAAAGACCAAAAUAUAACAGUCUGGAAGAUGUUUAAUUGACAUGGACUUAAUAUUUAUCACUAACUAAAUGCUAACAUACAACUUGUGUAUAUAUUUAUACAAUGUACAUUGGUGACAUGUACUGGAAAGUAUACAUAUACUUUUUCUUUUGAUUGAAGGGAAGUGUGAUUGUGUAGUAUGCGCUUUUAUAUGGAUCCAGAGCUCAGUAUUGCAAGUUCCAUGAACAUGAGUUGAUAUAGCUAAUGCUUAGCCUCUUUCUCUUUUCCUGCACAAUUUCUUUAUUUGUUUGUGAACUUUAUUAUUUAUGUAGCACGGUCUGUACAUGUUUUCCUUCGUUUCGAUUCCUAGUGUGGAAUGUUUGCAUACUGUUUUUUUUUGUUGUGGUUUUAUUUUUCUUUUCUUUUUUUUUACAGUACUGUAAAGGGUACUAGUAAUUGCUUUUUAUUAUGAACCAGAAAGCAAACACAAGUCAAAGGGUAAAUCUAUAGUCUUGCUUUUGUGCUGCGUUAUUUAUGAUCUAUUUAUUGAAGUUUACUGUAGCACCCAGCACUGGAAGACUGGACUACAUGUUGUGCUUCUGCUUCCUGAAGUAAUUCAGUUAAAGCAAAGUGCUCCUCCCUCGUGGGGACUGUACUCUGUCUAAGUCUGUUUAACAAAGACAAUGUGAUAUCAGAAGGGGAUAUCAUAAGGUGGAUGACCUAGGAUCAAUUCCAGCCCAGUUACGAUCCAUCUCGUCAUGUUAAUGAUCAUGAAGUGCAAACUGCUGUCCAAGAUUAGCAGCUUGUUAUGUGUAAACACCUAACUAUCUUCACUGAGCUUCACACAGGUCUUCACAUUAAGCUGUGUGGAAACAGCAAAUGUAACUAACAUGUAAAUCUUCUGUAAAUCGAACUUGCACACAGUUGAGCACUCACUGAAUAUGCUCAGUGGCUAAUUCUUAGCUGGAAUGUGAUUUAACAAACUGUCCUUGCUCUCGUCAUUAGCCAUUCACUCCUAUAUCAUGUUUCCCCAGCUGCACACUCCUCCUUUAGCUUGCAUGUGGAGACCCUGGACUAUACUUUACGGAGAGACAUGUUUGAAGAUGUCGAAUUUUACUAAUGUGCUGCAGCUGUAUUUUAAUCAUUUGAUGAACAAGUUUGUGUUUGUAACUAACUCCUGUUAAACUGUAGUGAAUUGAGGUGUGAAGUACAUUUUGGCUUUGUAGUUUUUUUGGCACUGUAAAUUUGCAUUAAAACGAAGUUGGAUUGUA